Molecule: messenger RNA, 441 nt
Organism: Sphenostylis stenocarpa
Lineage: Eukaryota; Viridiplantae; Streptophyta; Magnoliopsida; Fabales; Fabaceae
Source: the annotation of a GenBank genome assembly
AUGAGUGGUUUCACUGAAAAACAAGAGGCCUUGGUUAAUAGCUCAUGGGAAGCAUUCAAGGGAAACCUUUCUCAGCACAGUGUUACGUUCUUCAACGCGGUACUAGAAAAGGAACCAGAAGCAAAGAACAUGUUCUCGUUUCUAGGUAAUGGAGUAGAUCCCAGUAAUCCUAAGCUCGCCGAACAUGCUGAAAAGCUUUUUGGAUUGGUACGCGACUCAGCUAUCCAACUUAAAACAAAAGGAGAAGUGGUGGCUGAAGCCAAACUUGGAUCUAUCCAUGCUGAAAAAAAAGUGACCGAUGCUCAGUUUGCGGUGGUGAAAGAAGCAGUGCUGAAAACAAUAAAGGAAGCAGUUGGUGACAAAUGGGAUGAAGAAUUGAACAGUGCUUGGGAAAUAGCCUAUGAUGCAAUGGCAGCAGCAAUUAAGAAGGCAAUGGCGUAG